Peniophora sp. CBMAI 1063 is the source of this 972-nucleotide messenger RNA. The record is from the annotation of a GenBank genome assembly. Lineage: Eukaryota; Fungi; Basidiomycota; Agaricomycetes; Russulales; Peniophoraceae.
AUGUCUGGUUUCGCUCCUCCAAAGGCGACUCCCCUCGUCGCGCCCGGCCACACGCGUCCGGUCACACACCUGUCCUUCUCGCCUCUGCAGGAGGAUAAUACCUACAUGAUUAUCUCUGGCUGCAAAGACGGUAACCCUAUGCUCCGCGAUUGGACCGGUGACUGGAUCGGCACCUUCAUUGGACACAAAGGCGCCGUCUGGAGCACAAAGCUCAGCAUGGACGAGUCGCGUGCCGCGUCUGGCAGCGCCGAUUUCACUGCUAAGAUCUGGGACACCGUCAACGGCACCGCGCUUCACUCAUUCCCGCAUAAUCACAUCGUUCGCUCGGUUGCGAUCUCGCCUAGUACCCAUCAUCUUCUCACCGGUGGUCAAGAGAAAAAGGCCCGUAUAUUCGACCUUGGACGUCCGGAUGUGGAGCCCGAAUUCCUUCUUCAAGAUGGUGCCACGACUACGCAUGAUGGGACGGUCAAGUCUGUGGCCUGGGUCGGUGAACACACCGGAGUUACUGCCGGUGAAGAUGGUUUGAUCAAGUGGUGGGAUUUGCGUACCAGGAAGCUCACGACGAGCAUGAACCUCUCUUCACCAAUCACCUCCAUGGAGCUUUCCCAGCAAACCAACCGUCUCGUCGUCACGUCAGGAAAGACUGUCGCGUUCAUUCCCGCGUUGCCCACCGGUGCCAGCACGCACAGCCUCCAGCUUCCCUACGCGCCUUCUUGUGCAAGCAUUCAUCCGAUCUGGCAGGAUCGCUUCGUUACGGGCAGCACGGCCGACGAAUGGGUGCGCGUGCACGCUCUUGAUGGCGAGGAGCGCGAGGUUCUCAAGGGUCAUCACGGUCCUGUGCACUGCAUCGAGUACAGCCCUGAUGGUGAGAUGUACGCCAGUGGCAGCGAGGACGGGACAAUCAGGCUGUGGCAGACGACGCCGGGAAAAACCUACGGCCUUUGGCAAGGCCAGCCUACAAAUGGGAGCUAG